Molecule: messenger RNA, 975 nt
Organism: Pyrenophora tritici-repentis Pt-1C-BFP
Lineage: Eukaryota; Fungi; Ascomycota; Dothideomycetes; Pleosporales; Pleosporaceae
Product: Cupin-8 multi-domain protein
Molecular function (GO): 2-oxoglutarate-dependent dioxygenase activity
Source: RefSeq, a predicted model, not a curated record
AUGUCUCUACGGCCCACUCAACCCGUGCUCGCAAUCCCAGGAGUCUACCACCCGAAGCACCAUCCUAAGCGUCGUCCCCAGACGCCACACGUAUACCGUCCGCCUCGGCGCUUCCAGGUUUUACCCAAAGUCGAACACAACAACGAGAGGCGGAAGCUGAAGAAAGCCCUCCAGGUACAAGGCUUCAGCUGGCACAGACCGGGGUAUUUCAAAAGCGCUUUUCUCGAAAUACCAGCGAGGACAAAGUGGUUCACACCCGAGAUCGAAGGCUUUCGGUAUCCGUCCGUGUUAAACGCAGCGUAUCUGGGUCAAUAUGGCGAAUCGAUUGUGCCGCUCGAAGUGACACGUUCGGUCAGCAGCAACGACGACGGAAAGUCUGCACAGAACACGUUUGAGCGCAUGGAAGCACCGCUUAGUCUACUCUUACAACACAUGACGGCUACAGAACCACAAAACACGCAGCUCUACCUAGCGCAGCACUCGCUCACCGACCUCGCAGCGCCGCUGCAAGAAGAUAUCCCCACUCCCAAAGAUUUCUUUGCCGCUCUUCAUUCCAAAGGCGACGCCUACGGCUCCAGUCUCUGGAUGGGCAGACCACCUACCGUGACGCCAUUGCAUCGCGACCCGAAUCCGAAUUUCUUCGUGCAGCUGGCUGGGAAAAAGGUGGUGCGGUUAAUGCAGCCGAAAGUGGGACAUGCGCUGUAUGAGAGGAUGAAGGCGCAGAUUGGGGGGACAAAGGGGGGUGCAAGUAUGAGGGGUGUGGAAAUGAUGCAGGGGAAGGAGAAGGAGCUUUUGGAGGACUUGGUUUGGAGUAAGGAUAAGGAUAACAUGAACGACCCUACUAUGCAUGAUGUGAGUGGUUUUGAGGUGACUUUAAGACCGGGGGAUGCUUUGUUUAUUCCAUUGGGGUGGUGGCAUGCUGUUAGGGGGCAUGGCAAGGGUGUGAAUGCUUCGGUCAAUUGGUGGUUUCGCUGA